CCCUGAAGGCGGGUGGCUCUUUACCGUUGUGUUCGCAAGCCUCCGCGUGGUGGUCUAGGUGGGCGGAAGCGAUUUGCACCGCGGCCCCCACCCGAGAAUAAGUUCUGUAUCCCUUUUCAUCAUAUGACUAGAAAUGAUUGACUCCGUCAGAAUAAGAAGACAGUGCAGCCUGGAUUUUUACUCUCAUUAUGAGCACCUCUGUGCAAUUCAAGGCUGUGCCCCUCUAGCAUCUGUGAAAGCCAAGACGCCUCAUGGUGUUCUUGAUCUAAAUGCGGAUCGUAUCAGAGCUGCUGACUGGGGACCCCUCCUAAAUGCUGUCAGGCACAACAAGACUUUGACAUCUAUUGCUAUAAGGAGCUUUCAUCAUCAAGGGCAUGGAGAUUCAGGUGUUGAACGGCCAGGACCACAUAUAAGAAGAAGAAUUCCAGCAAUUCGAUCUAAAGACUUGACAGGCCAUCUAUGUAAAGCUAUCAAAGGUUGUUUGAUGAUAUCAAGUACCCUGGGAAAUCUGGAACUACAGGGACUGCUUUUGAGAGAAAAAGAUUUAAUAUUGUUGACGAAAGGGUUGGCUAACACAUCAUCUUUAGAGAGACUAUCUUUAGCAUACUCACCAAUUGGUGAUGGAGGUUUGGAAAUAAUUUGUCAGGCUGUGAAGAAUUCAGCUUGCAUCAAAUCCAUAGAUUUUACAGGAUGUAAUUUGACUUGGCGAGGAGCAGAACACAUGGCCAGCAUCUUGAAGGGCUGCACACACCUGAACGAACAUGCCAAAGCAGUAAGAUCAGCAAUCAGAGGCCCUGCUCUCUGGCCCACCAGCAAAAGAUGGCAGCACCAGGCAAUGAAAAGACAUGGUGAAGCUUGGGCUGAGAGCCUGCGGUAUAGGAGACCUGACUUGGAUUGCAUGGCUGGUUUGAGGCGGAUCACUGUGAACUGCAACACGCUUAUUGGUGACCAAGGUGCUAUGAUUUUAGCUGAAUGCCUUGGAGAAGAUCUGUGGUUAAAAGCACUUGAUUUGCAGCAAUGUGGAAUUACCAAUGAGGGAGCAAAAUCAUUCCUGGACGCAUUUAAGACUAAUACAACACUAGUGGUUCUAGACAUCAGAAAAAAUCCAUUAGUAGAUCAUGCUUUAAUGAAGAAAAUAAUUGAAAAAGUCCUUAUGAAUGCAGAUGGAACUAAUCCAGAGUACAAGUGGCUGCCAUCUCCAUCCCCAAAAGAUGUUAAAAAUAAACCUAAAAAAAGAACAGUUGUCUUGGGAAAUGGCAGGAAAGGAAAAGCUACUAUUCGUAUAGGAUUUUCUUCCAAAAAAUCCUUAAGUCCUGGUAAGAUGAUUUCAUGUGAUCAAGACAGCUGUACUGCAAAAGCAUUACCCCCAGAUACACAUGGCUUUCUACCCUGGCGCACAGCUGAACGUGCAAAGCGACGCAGGGCUUCAUCUGGGAAGAAAACUCAUGAAUUUCCAUUGCACAUCCAGGCUGGUAUUCCUGUGAAAGUUACAGUGGAAAGUGCUUCUACAUCAGAAACAGAGACAGAUGGUGCCAUAGAGGAUGCUGUCUGUAAAACUGAUCCUCCAAAGGCUACAGAAAUAAUGAACCUGAAACAAUGCCAGCAGUUACAGAUGGAUUAUGAAGAAUGUAAAUUAAGAUUAAAAGAAGAACGAAAAGCAAGAGUUACUGCUGAAGAACGGAUAAUGGAGCUAGAAGUGGAAAAUUCCAGAUUACGGAAUCUGAACAGCUCUCUGUCAGAAGUUCUCCAUGCACAGUCAGUAGCCAGCACAAUUCUGGAAGAUGAAGGAGUUCUGGGCAGCAUUGAGAGCUCUUUUCAAAAGUUUCAUGCAUUUUUAGAUCUUCUUAAAGACGCUGGGCUUGGACAGCUUGCAGCAAUGGCUGGGAUAGACCAAUCAGAUUUUGGCUUAUUACAUCACCCCCAGAUGAGUUCAACUCUAGCUAAACCUGCAAUAACACAAAAAGAGAAAUCAUUUGAAGAAGAAAGACAAGAGCACAUGGAGAAUUUCAAAAAUGCUGGAUCAGCUGCCCUUCCUGGCCCCACCUACUUCCAGUCUAAUUUAGGUCUAAGUCAAAGUGCAAAUAAUGUCCUGCCUGUUACAACAAAAGUGCAAGAGCUUCAGGCCAUUGGUCAGCCCCCACAAAGCUUAUGGAAAGACAUUGAAGGAAAAAUUGGCAGUUGGAAAAUGGAAGAAAAUGCAUCAAAAAUCAUCCAGGAGGAACCUUCUGAAAAGUGUGGCCAACCUGUGAAAUUGGAAGCAAGAGAUUCAUCUGUGAGGCAACCAGUUACUAGUCAGCAUUCAAUCUCUGAUUCCAGUGUAAAUGUGUGUGGUGGGUAUAGCAACAAAUUCAGUGCCCCAACUAGUGAAAACAGUAAAGUAACUUCAAAAAGACUUCCUUAUACUGCAAACUUUGCUGCUAGAGGAGAUCAAAGUAUACAUCAAAGUGCUCCCUCUAGAAAUGACACAAUAGCGUCUGAUUCUGAAAUACGAGAAAGCAUCCAUUCUAUGGCAAGUGUUUGAAAAAACCAUUCCAGUGGGGAGCGUGUUCAGAUCCAUGCACUGUGUGGGUCUUUUGAAAGAAGUGUAUCCUUAAACUAUAUGCAACAACCUAUACUCUGUGGGGCUGUUUUAUGUCUGUUUUCUUGCUGUAUGUCUUAGCAAGAAUACAUUGGCAAUUUCCAAAAGAAUUGAUUGUACAUUUUCAUUGUAUAUGAUUUUAUAAAGGAACUCAUUUGAUGAAAUCAUUUUAAUGUAUAAUUCUAAUGUGAGUAAUGUUUAAAAAUGAUUACAGUUCCAAGUGAAUAAAAUGACAAAAUGAUUCUUUUUUAAUACCUAAUGUUAUAUAAAAAGUUAUUCAUCAACAAAUUGGAUUUCC
Molecule: messenger RNA, 2876 nt
Organism: Varanus komodoensis (Komodo dragon)
Lineage: Eukaryota; Metazoa; Chordata; Lepidosauria; Squamata; Varanidae
Gene: CEP78
Product: centrosomal protein 78
Exons: 17
Coding region: 134-2521 (795 amino acids)
Cellular component (GO): centrosome
Molecular function (GO): protein binding
Source: RefSeq, a predicted model, not a curated record